AUGACUGUAUCUGUCCCUGAUAACUUUAAAGGCUUCGCUGUUGACGGUAAGGCUAACUGGAACAAGCCAAAGUUGGUCUCCUACCCACGUAAAGAAAUCAAGCCCACCGACGUGGUCCUCGAGAACAUCUGCUGUGGUCUUUGUGGUACUGAUAUUCACGCAACUCAGGAGAACUGGGGUAAUGUCAAGAGAAAGGACUUGGUUGUCGGCCAUGAGAUCAUCGGUAAGGUAAUUGCUGUCGGUGACGAUGUCAAGGAUAUCAAGGUUGGCCAGCGUGUUGGUGUUGGUGCUGCUAGCAACUCGUGCUGUGCUUGUUCUCGUUGUGAUAACGACAAUGAACAAUACUGUGGUAAAGGUGUUCCAACAUACAAUGGUGUUGACAACUUUGCUGACGGUUAUGUCACCCAGGGUGGUUACUCUUCCCACUCCAUUGCCAACGAGAAGUUCGUCUUCCCAAUUCCAGACGCCUUGGAGUCUGAGGUCGCUGCUCCAUUGAUGUGUGCUGGUUUGACCGUCUACUCUCCAUUGGUCAGAAACAUUGGCCACCUUAAGAACCCUACCGUUGCCGUUGUCGGUAUUGGUGGUUUGGGUCACUUGGCUCUUCAAUUCGCCAAGGCCUUGGGCGCUGAAGUAUACGCCUUCUCUCGUUCUUCUUCCAAGAAGAAGGAGGCUUCCACUUUUGGUGUUGACGGCUUCGUUGCCACUGCCGAAGAGAGCGACUGGUCUGACAAGUACCACGACAAGUUCGACUUGGUCUUGAACUGUGCCUCUCGUGUUGAAGGUUUCGUCUUGGACCAAUACUUGAACACCUUGAAGGUUGAUGGUCGUUUCAUCUCUGUUGGUUUGCCUCCAGCCAAGGACAAGUUUGAGGUUUCUCCAUUUUCUUUCCUUUCCAACGGUGGAUCCUUUGGCUCUUCCCUCCUCGGUUCAAAGACCGAAGCUCUUGAUAUGUUGAAGUUGGCAGCCGAACAGGGCGUCAAGCCAAUGAUUGAAAAGAUCCCAAUUUCUGAAGAUGGCUGCAACGAAGCAUUAAGCAGAUGUGACAAUGGUGACGUGAGAUAUAGAUUUGUCUUCACCGACUAUGCCAAAGCUUUCGCUUAA
Messenger RNA from Candidozyma haemuli, 1101 nucleotides. Its product is annotated as NADP-dependent alcohol dehydrogenase. Gene Ontology annotation, biological process: alcohol metabolic process. Lineage: Eukaryota; Fungi; Ascomycota; Pichiomycetes; Serinales; Metschnikowiaceae. The transcript has a single exon. The record is from RefSeq and is a predicted model, not a curated record. The coding region runs from base 1 to 1101 and encodes 366 amino acids. Gene Ontology annotation, molecular function: alcohol dehydrogenase (NADP+) activity; zinc ion binding.